AUGACAGGCAUUGCUGAAUCUCAAACAGCAGAGUCUUUGGCGGCAUUCCAAGCUGGCACUAAACGGAAAGGUGCAUUUGAUAUACCAGCUCUGACGAACAACAUUUAUGCAAACAAAAAGCGGAAAACCAAUCAGUGGCCACGGGAACAACAAGCAGAAGAAGAAGAAGAAGAAGAAGAAGAAGCAUUUCAAAGGGGUCGUUACGGGUUUGAUGACCUGGGUAUCUUGCGGACAAAACCAGUGACAAGUUGGCUCGAUGGAAUGUCCUCGCCGGUCUACCUCGAAUCCGUGGUGAUUGGCGAUCUGUUUGACCAAGUUUCGUUAGAACGUGCAUUGUACGGAAGACUAGAAGAAAUAGCCACACUGCCUGCUCCGUACGGUCUUCAUCGCCCUAAAAUCGUUCACACAUCCGAGCCAUUUGAGUUUUCCAAACCCGUGGUGGAAUCGAAAAAUGCGACAGUCAUACCUACUGGGACAGCCAUCUUGUGGAUAGCCGGAUUUUCCAAGUCAGAGGUCCUUGUGUAUGGCAGGAAACAAGGCGCACCGAAAGGGAAACCUACCACUGCAAAAACCAGGUAA
Molecule: messenger RNA, 579 nt
Organism: Zychaea mexicana
Lineage: Eukaryota; Fungi; Mucoromycota; Mucoromycetes; Mucorales; Lichtheimiaceae
Exons: 5
Coding region: 1-579 (192 amino acids)
Biological process (GO): RNA processing; adenosine to inosine editing
Cellular component (GO): cytoplasm; nucleolus
Molecular function (GO): tRNA-specific adenosine deaminase activity; double-stranded RNA adenosine deaminase activity; double-stranded RNA binding
Source: RefSeq, a predicted model, not a curated record